GGCAGCCCGCGGACCCGCCUGCUCGCUCGGCACGACCCGCGGUGGGCCCCGGAGCGGAGCUCUACCCCUUGCCGCCGCCGGAGCCGCUCCCGGCCCCCUCUCCUCUCACUGUUAGCACCGCGAUUAGCGCCCGCAAUGCCGCUACCGCCGGCACGAAGGUGACCGACCGACCCCGGCUCCCCUUCCCCGGCGCUUCCGGGCCGCGGAGAGGCGGGUGAAAGGUCCCGCAGCGCCCGGAUGGAGGCGGUGCCGCUCGCUAUAUAAGCGCCCCGCGGCCGCCGCGCCCUCCUCUCGCCGCGCCGCCGCCUCCUGGCUCACCGCUGUUCGCUGGGCCCGCGCCGCCCCUCGCCCGCCCGGGAAUAAGUCGGUCAGGAAGGCCCCGCUGCCGCCAUGGCGUUUAAAGAUACUGGCAAAGCACCUGUGGAACAAGAGGUAGCGAUUCAUCGCAUUAGAAUUACUUUGACAAGUCGCAACGUAAAAUCACUUGAGAAGGUCUGUGCUGACUUGAUCAGAGGUGCUAAGGAAAAAAACCUGAAGGUGAAAGGACCUGUUCGCAUGCCCACCAAGACUCUGCGAAUCACUACCAGGAAGACACCUUGUGGUGAAGGUUCCAAGACCUGGGAUCGUUUCCAAAUGCGUAUCCAUAAGCGGCUCAUUGACUUACACAGCCCCUCUGAGAUCGUGAAGCAGAUCACUUCCAUCAGCAUCGAGCCGGGUGUAGAAGUUGAAGUUACUAUCGCUGAUGCCUAAGUGAUGGUCAUCGCUGAAUAAAGUUGAUUUACAAAUUUUCA
Strigops habroptila (Kakapo) is the source of this 791-nucleotide messenger RNA. RefSeq names its product ribosomal protein S20 (gene RPS20). Gene Ontology annotation, cellular component: cytosolic small ribosomal subunit; ribosome. The transcript is spliced from 4 exons. Gene Ontology annotation, molecular function: structural constituent of ribosome; RNA binding. The record is from RefSeq and is a predicted model, not a curated record. Gene Ontology annotation, biological process: translation. Bases 391 to 750 code for a protein of 119 amino acids. Lineage: Eukaryota; Metazoa; Chordata; Aves; Psittaciformes; Psittacidae.